AUGAGGACUUUCCCCAUGUUUCAUUAAGGGCAGCUGUUUGUGCCAUCUCCACGCAAUACACUGGUUCAUUGCCUAUGAGAGUUUAAGAAGCCUCGGCUAGGCUGUAAACAGCACCACAAUAAACAUGGCUCAACAGAGGGGAGUCAACAGCCUUCAGUUCAACCAGGAUCAGAGUUGUUUCUGUUGUGCUAUGGAGACAGGUGUUCGGAUUUAUAAUGUCGAACCUCUCAUGGAAAAAGGACACCUAGAUCACGAGCAAGUCGGCAGUGUCGCGCAGUGCACCAUGCUACAUCGUUCAAACCUUUUGGCGAUUGUUGGAGGCGGUGUCAACCCUAAAUUUUCCGAGAUCUCCGUGUUGAUCUGGGAUGACGCUCGGGAGGUCAGAGAUGCUAAAGACAAACUUGUCCUGGAGUUCACAUUCACCAAGCCUGUGUUAGCUGUGCGAAUGAGACACGACAAAAUCAUCAUUGUCUUAAAGAACAGGAUCUACGUAUACAGUUUCCCAGACAACCCAGUUAAGCUGUUUGAGUUUGACACCCGAGACAACCCAAAAGGUCUGUGUGACUUGUGCCCCAGUUUGGACAAACAGCUACUGCUUUUCCCAGGGCAUAAGUGUGGCAGUUUACAGUUGGUGGACCUUUCAAACACCAAGCCAGGCACAUCCUCAGCCCCUUUCACUAUAAACGCCCAUCAGAGUGAGAUCGCCUGCCUGGCGCUCAACCAGCCUGGCAGCGUGGCCGCCUCAGCAUCCCGCAAAGGCACCCUAAUCCGACUGUUUGACACCACCACUCGAGAUAAACUGGUGGAGUUACGAAGAGGGACAGACCCUGCCACACUUUACUGCAUCAACUUCAGCCACGACUCCUCCUUCCUGUGUGCGUCAAGUGACAAAGGCACUGUGCACAUCUUCGCUCUUAAAGACACCAGACUGAACCGCCGCUCUGCGCUGGCCCGCGUGGGGAAGGUGGGGCCUGUCAUUGGGCAGUAUGUGGACAGUCAGUGGUCUCUCGCCAGCUUCACCGUGCCUGCUGAGUGUGCCUGCAUCUGUGCGUUUGGAAAGAACACCUCCAAAAAUGUCAAUUCUGUCAUUGCCAUAUGUGUUGACGGAACAUUCCACAAAUAUGUCUUCACCCCCGAUGGGAACUGCAACAGGGAGGCGUUUGAUGUGUACCUCGACAUCUGUGACGACGAUGACUUCUGAUCCUGAACAGAACCAAGAAUUAAAUCUGCAGCAAAUAUUACAGUAAACAUGUUUGACGAGGACAAGCGAUGGUCAUUUCAGAAAGUUCAAGGCAUUGUAAUAGAACGUCCUGAUGGGAUUAGAAAACACUUGAGAUUAUGUCCUUUAAUCACUUGUAUGCAAGUUAUUAUGCUUCAUUCUCCUGCCCUAAAUAUGUAGAAUAAUUUGUGU
This is a messenger RNA of Chanos chanos (milkfish), 1411 nucleotides long. RefSeq names its product WD repeat domain 45 (gene wdr45). The transcript is spliced from 11 exons. NCBI's taxonomy places the organism in Eukaryota, Metazoa, Chordata, Actinopteri, Gonorynchiformes, Chanidae. Bases 125 to 1201 code for a protein of 358 amino acids. Gene Ontology annotation, molecular function: protein binding. The record is from RefSeq and is a predicted model, not a curated record.